Messenger RNA from Drosophila willistoni, 803 nucleotides. RefSeq lists its product as uncharacterized. The record is from RefSeq and is a predicted model, not a curated record. The coding region runs from base 72 to 626 and encodes 184 amino acids. NCBI's taxonomy places the organism in Eukaryota, Metazoa, Arthropoda, Insecta, Diptera, Drosophilidae. The transcript is spliced from 2 exons.
AGAAUAGAUCAUUCACAAGGCAAACGUUGAACAUACCUACACGGGCACACAGUAAAAAACUAAACCCGAAAAUGAACAAUUUUUCUAUUUUCUACCGCACACGAACACAACAAAGCGAACAGCUAUGUUCGGAAUCGGUAAUCGAAGGCGCUGAAAUAGUCUUAAGGAAGUCCAUGUUCGGUCUGGUGUCCCAUGACGAAGAGGAAUCUGGUAACAAAGAAAUCUACUUGAUUGUUUUCGGAUGUGCGUGUAUAUAUGUUCUGCUAGAUAUAUGCCUUAAAUGGAUGGCCAAGCGGCAGAAGAAGUCAGGCCAAAUCAAGCACACAUCUAUAAUACACUUUGACGAAUACCAAGAUAUAGAAUUUUCGGAUUGUAGGCGUACGAUUUCGACUCAAACAUUCAUCUCGAUCAAGGGGAAGCAACUAUUCAUCUGUGAACCGCUGCCAAUGAACAACGAAGACAACGAAUUUGACGAUAACAUAUCCGAUGCUACCUCUAAAACCAAUCCUGGUAAUCUCGCCGAGAAUAUUGACACGACGAAAGCCGCAGUGACUUCAAUCAAAAACCCACUUCCGUCCAGAAUUCCAGUUUGUGUGCGACCACCGAAACCACGUGCUAGUCUCUAAGAAGCAUGACCUUAUCACUCAGUCGGAUAAAAUUAUGCAGUAUUUUCAUAGAUGCUUUGCUACGAUUUGGACAUGAUUUUCCAUGAUUUAUUCAAAAUUUAUUACGAGAUAUGCCCAGAUAUGGCAUAGAAGAUGUCUGUUUAAAUAAAUAUAAAAACGCAAAGAAGUUGAAAUCAA